UCCAGUAACUCACAAACAAACCGACUUGGGACGCAUCGACAGACACACCGCCAUGAUCCGCCACGAUUACUCGCGAGUAGAACCAAAGCGUCGCGCCUAUAUCGAUCCCAAAAAGCGGCAGUUCGCCAAAGCGGAGUUUGCGCAACAGAACUACGAGCACCGGCUCAACUUCUAUACCUUGCCGCCCACGGCAGAGAUCACGCUCGAAGAAUUCGAGACAUGGGCAAUAAACCGGCUGAAAGUUCUCUCCGAAUUGGAGGCGUGUAGCUUCCGCAACCGCAGCCAGGAGGAGACGGCAGAAUACAUGACGAGCAUACUGAAUAAAUACCUUCCCCUACGAUCGAAUUCAUCACGAGGGGCGAACCUUCAGGAGGAAAGGAAACGGGACCACUACUCGCACUUUAUUCUCCGCCUCGCAUUCUCUUCCACCGAAGACCUACGGCGGCGGUUCUCACAUCUGGAGACGAUAUUGUUUCGCUUAAGGUUUAGGGAAGAUGACCCGAGGGAGCGACAAGAUUUCGUCAGGACUCUAGAUUUAGAGUGGGAGGAGGUUGGGGAGGAUGAGAAGCGGGAGCUGCGAGGCCAGAUGCUGGCUGCGAUUGGGUCGAAGAAGGGAGAGGAGCAAGACUGGUUCAAGGUCGACUGGGAAAGGGUCCCAGAGCUCGUCAGCCAGAGGAAGGUGCUUCUGAAGCGGGGAAUGGCAUACGUGCCGGCACGAGAACAGACAAGUCUGGUAGUGGCCGAGUUCACCAAGCGAUUAGAUGAGCAGCUCGAGUUGACUGCCCGCGCGCUCCCACGCCUAGACGAAGACGACCGCCUCGCCCCCAUCCUCGCACACCUCUCCCAAUCCUUCACCGCCCCCGAAGCAGCCUACUCCUCCUCGGACGCCAACAUCGACGGCCUCUCCGCCAUCAAUGCCGGCGCAAUCGACACCCUUUCCCAAAACUUUCCCCUCUGCAUGCAAAACCUACACAUGACGCUCCGCGCAAACUCGCACCUCAAGCACUACGGGCGUCUGCAGUACACGCUGUUCCUCAAAGGCAUCGGUCUUAGCCUCGAGGAAUGCAUAAUCUUCUGGCGGCGCUCCUUCAAGCUUAUGACCGACGACAAAUUCCACAAAGAAUACAAGUACAACAUCCGCCACUCGUACGGCGACGUCGGCGGCGACGCCAACCGCCGCGGCCGUGGCUAUACACCAUACUCCUGCCAGAAGAUACUGACGGAGGCGCUGCCGGGCCCCGGGCAAACCCAUGGGUGUCCCUACCGAACAUUCACGGUGGAGAAUCUCACGGGGCUGCUUCAGCGCGUAGGCGUGCAGGACAGGGAGACGCUCCAGGGUGUAAGGGAGGAUGUCAAGAAGCAGCGGUACCAUGUUGCGUGUAACCGCGUGUUUGAAAGUGUGCAUAAGAAGGAAAUUAAGAAGGUGAAGGAUGAGGGGAGCUGGAGCGCGACGGAUUUGGAUACCAUUGUGCAUCCGAAUACGUAUUUUAAGCGGAGUUGGUUGCUGAAGCACUUAGGGGAGGGGAAUGCGGGGAUUGUGGGUGGAGACAAGAUGGAGGAGUAGCGAUGGGCUGAGGGCGGUCUGCAUGGUUGGAGUUUGGAGUG
Molecule: messenger RNA, 1605 nt
Organism: Paraphaeosphaeria sporulosa
Lineage: Eukaryota; Fungi; Ascomycota; Dothideomycetes; Pleosporales; Didymosphaeriaceae
Product: DNA primase large subunit
Exons: 3
Coding region: 53-1564 (503 amino acids)
Biological process (GO): DNA replication, synthesis of primer
Cellular component (GO): alpha DNA polymerase:primase complex
Source: RefSeq, a predicted model, not a curated record